GCGCGUCGGGUCCUGGAAUGAGCCGGGCAAAGCAAGGGGAAGGAUGGGGGGCGGGGGUUGGCGGCUCCAGGUUUCGCGCAUGCGUGUACUGCACAAACCAUUUGGCGGGUUUUCCUGGCCACUCUGUUCUGCCACCGUCACUGAGAAGCUCAGCGGUAGCUUUUAGAAAGCAGGACGUUCUCUCCACGAGAGCGUCCUCUCGAGAUUUCUGCUCCCUCCAUUCAGGGCGUUUGGGGGCCACCCCUUCAUUUUUUUAAAAAAAGUAUUUCUCUGUGACCGACGGCCGGGGCCUUCUGACGGUCUGAGGUCCUGCUUGGGCCAGUCACCUCCUGUCACGGUCCGCGGAGGGUGGAAGGAUAAGAGGGCGAGGAGCUCAUCGCUCGCCACGCCCGUGGAUUUAUUGGGCGCAGGUCGGAGCUGGGUGGGCCGGCUCCCCGACCCCUGGCUUGGGCGACCAUGUCCGCAUCCGCCCAGCAGCUGGCGGAGGAGCUGCAGAUCUUCGGCCUAGACUGCGAGGAGGCUCUAAUUGAGAAAUUGGUAGAGCUUUGUGUUCAGUAUGGACAGAAUGAGGAGGGAAUGGUAGGCGAGCUUAUAGCCUUCUGCACCAGCACACAUAAAGUUGGCCUUACCUCAGAGAUCCUGAACUCUUUUGAGCAUGAGUUUCUGAGCAAAAGAUUAUCGAAAGCCAGGCACAGUGCCUGCAAGGACAGUGGCCAUGCGGGAGCUAGAGACAUUGUUUCCAUUCAAGAGCUACUUGAAGUGGAAGAAGAAGAGGAAAUCCUCUUGAACUCUUACACCACACCCUCAAAGGGUUCUCAGAAGCGAGCUAUCUCUACCCCAGAAACCCCCCUAACAAAAAGGAGUGUGUCAACUCGUAGCCCCCAUCAGCUCCUCUCACCGUCAAGUUUCUCUCCAAGUGCUACUCCCUCCCAGAAAUACAACUCACGAAGUAACCGAGGAGAAGUGGUUACCUCCUUUGGCUCAGCACAGGGAGUAUCUUGGUCUGGGAGAGGAGGAGCUGGACACAUCAGCCUGAAGGUCUUGGGAUGUCCAGAGGCACUAACUGGGAGCUACAAAUCCAUGUUUCAGAAGCUGCCAGACAUUCGAGAAGUUCUGACCUGUAAGAUAGAGGAACUUGGCAGCGAACUGAAGGAACAUUACAAGAUUGAAGCUUUCACUCCUUUGCUAGCCCCAGCACAGGAGCCUGUCACUCUGCUGGGCCAGAUUGGCUGUGAUAGCAAUGGGAAGCUGAACAACAAGUCAGUGAUUCUUGAGGGAGACCGGGAACAUUCCUCGGGUGCUCAGAUUCCAGUGGAUUUAUCUGAGCUUAAGGAAUAUUCUCUGUUUCCUGGACAGGUUGUAAUUAUGGAAGGAAUCAACACCACUGGUAGGAAACUUGUUGCCACCAAACUCUACGAGGGUGUGCCACUUCCAUUUUAUCAGCCCACUGAAGAGGAUGCAGACUUUGAGCAAAGCAUGGUCCUGGUUGCCUGUGGACCAUACACCACGUCUGACAGCAUCACGUAUGACCCCCUGCUCGACCUGAUUGCUGUCGUCAACCAUGACCGGCCAGAUGUCUGCAUCCUGUUUGGCCCUUUCCUGGAUGCUAAGCAUGAACAGGUGGAGAAUUGUCUACUGACAAGUCCAUUUGAAGACAUUUUCAAGCAGUGUCUACGAACAAUUAUUGAAGGCACGAGAAGCUCCGGCUCCCACCUUGUCUUUGUCCCGUCAUUGAGAGAUGUGCACCAUGAGCCUGUGUACCCCCAGCCGCCUUUCAGCUACUCCGAUCUGUCUCGAGAGGACAAAAAGCAAGUACAGUUUGUGUCGGAGCCCUGCAGCCUCUCCAUAAAUGGAGUGAUCUUCGGCUUGACGUCCACGGAUCUGCUUUUCCACCUGGGGGCCGAGGAGAUCAGUAGUUCUUCUGGAACUUCAGACAGAUUCAGCCGAAUACUCAAGCACAUCCUGACCCAGAGGAGCUACUACCCGCUCUACCCGCCCCAAGAAGACAUGGCCAUUGACUAUGAGACGUUCUAUGUCUAUGCACAGCUGCCUGUCACCCCAGAUGUGCUCAUCAUCCCGUCAGAGCUGAGGUACUUCGUGAAGGAUGUCCUCGGCUGUGUCUGUGUGAACCCCGGGCGCCUUACCAAAGGGCAGGUGGGAGGCACCUUCGCCCGACUCUACCUCAGGAGGCCGGCAGUGGACGGGGCAGAGAGGCAGAGUCCGUGCGUUGCUGUGCAGGUUGUCAGGAUCUGAGGCUUCUGUCCUCUGCUGUUCUCUGCUGUGUGGGCCCUUAAAGUCUUAGCCAAGAGCCAAGACAUAGCCCUGUGACAAGGUGAACAGUUGGAUGGGGAAGGAGAGAGGAGCCAGCGAGGGAGGGGCAGCUGCAGUGACCAGGUCCAGCAGGGAGUGAUCGUGCAGCCGGGCCUGCCUGUGAGUGGUGCCUCUCCUGGAAGGAAGCUCUUGCUUCUCAGUCCAUGCUCCGUGUCCAGAAGUAAGCCAGCUGUGGAUCCUGCCCACUCAGAAAAGGCGAGAAGUCUUCGUGAUUUUCUGCAUGAAUCAAACACAGACACGACUUUUGGAGAAAUUAAAUUCUGAGUGUGACUUCUGA
Symphalangus syndactylus (siamang) is the source of this 2608-nucleotide messenger RNA. It is a transcript of the gene POLA2, whose product is annotated as DNA polymerase alpha 2, accessory subunit. Gene Ontology annotation, molecular function: DNA binding. Gene Ontology annotation, biological process: DNA replication; DNA replication initiation. The record is from RefSeq and is a predicted model, not a curated record. Lineage: Eukaryota; Metazoa; Chordata; Mammalia; Primates; Hylobatidae. Gene Ontology annotation, cellular component: alpha DNA polymerase:primase complex.